AACGGCGACACAAAAGUAAUAACUUAAACUCUCUUCAAACGCAUUUGAUGUGCAAUAUCCGUCCACAGUUUGAAUGAGUAAUUUAGACAAUGGAAUCAAAUACGUCAAAAGAGCAAUCGAUCGAGCAGGCAUUAAGGAGGCUUAAAUAUUUGCACACUUCGCUGGUGCUUCACGGAGCAUUUUCAAAACAACAUGGAUAUAAUGUUGGUGAACGCAUCAUAACGAGUACAUGUUUGCAGUCUACCAACAAGGAACGAUUUAGGACAACAGAGUGGAGUUCUGAGAAACGGUGCUUUCUUUCUUUACAACCCAAUACUUCGAAUCCAUUCGGAGAAAAGACUAAAAGACGAAUUUUAAAGUGUAAUCAAGCCCAAAAAGCCUUACGAACUGGUCGUGCGCCAUUGCGUGUGUCUCGUUCGGUGUCAGUGACCGAGGAACAGCUUGAUUCGACAAACGUAAAUGAGAUCAUCUUGAGAGAUGUUGAAGUAAGAGAACGUAGACGUACUUCGAAGUCCGCGUCAAGUGGACCAUGUUUUAUUGAUCCGUACAAAUGCCUUAACACUUUUACCUACGGCUUUGACGGUAACACUCGUAACAAGAAAGUAACAAAGGAAUACUCUACGAACAUGAAGAUCAAUCGCGUCACUUUCUCUGCUAGACCGAGUGGUCAUAAGGACAAAUCAAUGCACGAAAAUAAAAUCGAAGUUCCGAAAAGUUGCUUCUUCAAUGGUUGGGGUGUGCGGUCUAAGAAGGUACAUUUACCAAAACGAAACACGGGCGACGAUUCUGAGAGACAUACCACAGUGGGAGCCAUAGAUAUUGCCGCUGGUAUAAAGACUCUCAGAUUAGAUUCUAAACGAGUACAACAAGGAUACCACGAGAGAACAAUUCCACAACCCCCACCCACACCUGUUCGACAAAUUGAUAUAAGACUACCUCAAGGAAAGAUGGUUAAAUAUCAACUGCCCGAAGACGAAUGACUGACCUGCGCAAGUGUUAUAACUUCUUACUACACAAUGCCUAAUAUCCCUACAAAGUUAGAUAAGGAAGUCAUGAAAAGCUGUUUGUCAAAACAGUUAACAAAUUUGUAUUUAAUCUGUUAGACUGAGGCUAUAAACAAGUGUGUCAUAAUCAUAGGUUCAGUAUGGAUACUUUUAACUCGCUACAAACCAUCUCUCAAUUAGAUCCGGCCGAAAACGAAACUAACGCAGAAUGAUGCGCAAUGUUUAUCCACAACAUUUUCCUUCUUAGUUGAUUGCCAUCGCACAUGUAAUAUUCUACUUAAUAAAUUAUCUCGUUAAAUAACUGCUCGUAGAAGGUUGAGAUUGAUUUGUUACUUUUAUCUUCAUUAGGGAUAAUGUAAAUGUAAUAUACUUUCACGUUGAGAGAGAUCUUAGAUUAAAUUUGAUAGAGAGAAUAAAAAACAUACGUUAAUGUUGAGAAAAGAAAACAGAAUUUUUAAAGGUUGAAUCAUUCGGCUCGGCGCUCAAGCUUGUUUGAGAGUAACUUAUCACAAAGUUCCCUAUGAGAAGCGUUCAACUAUUCACUUUGUUCUACUGCUCCUGUCAAGAAGUAAGAAAUAGAGUGGGAACAAUUUUUUGCUGCUUCACGUCAGCAACUUGAAGUUGGAAGAUGUAUCUUACAGUAGGGUUUUCUGAACGAAGAAUUCGCUGUUGGUUGAUUCGUUUUGAUCAGAAGGUGGUUAGAACUCAAUAGGACUUUCCUUGCUUUUCGGGAGAGCGCGAAUUACACAGUUUGGAUCAAAUAUCUCAGAAAAGGUGUGUAAUGCGGGUGUCAAUCAAGACCUACGAAGAUGUUUCAAGCUGACGGGUAGACCCUAAACUUAUUAUCCCAGGUCAAAAAACCCUCCCAGUUACAAAAAUCUGAAUGACAGCAACCAAAAAGUUUAAUUUUGCCUGUUUUAGUGUGAAAAAAACACACACUCAUAUGAUGUUAUAUCUCUAAGGGACGUCAUCUGUCAAUAAAAAAAAAUGCCAUUGCCCAAACGGAUUUUUUCUUCUUCUU
Messenger RNA from Pocillopora damicornis (cauliflower coral), 2025 nucleotides. RefSeq lists its product as uncharacterized. Lineage: Eukaryota; Metazoa; Cnidaria; Anthozoa; Scleractinia; Pocilloporidae. The record is from RefSeq and is a predicted model, not a curated record.